AUGUCCGCCUUCAACAGGGUGAAUGCUGCGAGCGACGUUGAGGACCAAUCGUUCCAAACGAAGCGGUCCCUGUUAAAGAAGAUGGUUCUAGCAGUGGCAGCUGCUAUGGUCGUUUGUGUUGGCAUUUUUGCUCUGUCCACGAAUGGCUUCAGCCGCAGCUGCAGCAACCUUGGGGCCUUGCAAGGAAAGUCUGCGUUGGAUUUGGACGCUGCCGUCCGCACCACGAGUCAAAAGCUCAUUCAGGCCACACAGAAGAACCAGACGUUGGCUGAUGAGAUGAUCAUGAAGACCAUGGUGAAGGCGGGCCAUAAGGUGCGGGACCAGUGGGAGAAGCACCACAUCCGCAAGUUGGACACGCUGACGACCAUCCGAAAGGUGAAAGGAUUCCGCCAAAAGCAAAAGGGGCUGCUCGCUGGAAGGCAAGAAUGUGUCUUCAACAUCUUAGAGGCAUUUGUCUCAGCAGUUGGCAUGGGUGAUGACAUCAAUGCCAUCAUUCGCACUUGCCCUCCACCUCGUGAUGGUGAGUCUGAGUUGGCUUGCCAGGUGAACGGUGCCAUCCUGGGUGCUUGGGUUGGAAACCUUGCUACCAAGCUGGCCUUGGCAGCUUCCAAUUGUGCCUUGAGCAUCAACGUGGACGCCAUUUGCUCUGCAGGCAUCACCGGCUUGGUGUCAGGAUUGGGGGAGAUUGCAGCUGGAGCUUCUUUGGGUGCGGCCACAUGUACCGGAACUCCGCCACAAUUGACCACCACGAAGAUCAGCGUCCUGGGUGAUCAGACCGUCCGGGAUGGCCGACGUUUGUUGAUCGGAGAAGGUCCAGUCGGCAACGGUGUGCAGUGUGGUGUGGAUGUGGGCAUGGUGGCAGCCAACAUCGCAAACAUGGGACUUGCCAUCAACAAGGCCGUGAAUGUGAACAAGUGCAAGGCAAGCACUUUCCGCGUCCCCAUGAAUGUGCUCAAGGGCAUCCCAGAAGCACUUUGCACCGUCGACAUCGGUGGUGCUGUGGCCUACAUCGGUCAGGUUGUUACCUUCAUCAAUCUCAUUGUGCUUCACUGCCAGGACUUUUUGGAUAUCAAUGCACUUUGCGCCGGUUCCAUUGCUGCCAUCACUACCGGCGCAGCCGCAAUUGCACCCUAUGGCGCAGCGGUGCACGCGGCUUGCUGCUACGGCCAUUUCUUGAAGACACCCAAGGCUCAACAGCAGGUCGCAAAAUUGUGGAAUUCCCCAGGCUAUGAUCCAGUGGCAGGCAUUCCCCCUCGCCGCUUGGAGGAAUUGGAGGAAGAGACUGCCCAGAAACCUUUGAAGGAAAGUUUGGAUCAAAUUGCGGCCAAUCGCGAGAGUUUGGAGCAGCUCAAGAAGGUGAUCGAUGUUCCCAAGCCAGGCAACACAGAGGCAGACAUGGAGACUCUCUUGAACCUCAUGGGCGAGGAGAAACCGCGCGCUGCCUGGCCAUAUCAAUGCUAGGGUAAAUUGGUAAAUUGAGAGCCGUGAAGGCUUCUAGGAUUUGCCGCCUAUUUCAGGAGGUGGGCAGAUCGUGCCAGAUGCUGAAAUGCAGCUGACACAUCAGAAUUCAUUGCUGCUGGUUGGUUCUUGGAAUCAAUCUUCACAUUGUCGUUUUUUUUCCCAUGCAAACGUUUGGGAAGUGUGCCAGCCCGUGAAUGAACAUGGGCACAAUGAGGGCAAACCCUGGAGAGGCCUACAGGGUAUCCCUUGGUUUUUCAGAAUGUUCCGUGAUUGUUCAAUAUAUGUGUCAUUUUCUUUCAUCCACUGUCACCCUGUAUACUGGAGACUGGUGCUACUCCCGGGUGCUGUUAGCGUUUCAAAUCAACUGUCGCUUUGGAGUGCAGGCGGGACAUUGGGUUUGGACGUGCCUGUUCGCAACAUACCAACGUGACAGAUAUCACAAGCGUGCUGGAUGAUGC
Molecule: messenger RNA, 1919 nt
Organism: Cladocopium goreaui
Lineage: Eukaryota; Dinophyceae; Suessiales; Symbiodiniaceae
Source: the annotation of a GenBank genome assembly